CCCACACAUACACACAAAACACAUUUUCAGUAUUAUUUACAUAUUUUUUCUUUUUUUAAAUAACUAUAUUCAUGUUCAAUAAGUCUGAGUAUGUAGUCUAAUGAGGCUUGUUUUUCUGAUUAAAAGUUGAAAAUAAUAACUGAGAUACAGAUAUUAAUACUAAGCAGACUUUAUUUAGGCCACAUUUCUAUAUGAAAACAUUUUUAUUGUUCUGAUGUUAUAUUCUAAUCUUAAAUUAUUUUUAAUGAAAAUAAUCAUAAUAGAAGUGAAGGCUUGAAAACAUCAAUGUGUGAAAUUAAUAUAAUUCUUUCAGUAAUGUAACUAAGCAAACAAUUUUCUUCAAUGAUAUUCUAACCUAUUGAAUAAGAUUUUUAUUUAAUCUUUUACAUUUAAUGUUUCAUAUAUUUUUUAUAUAUUUUAUACUACACUUCAUUCAUAGUGUAGAUUAAGAUUGUUUGUGUUAAAGUUUAACAUAAAACGCACAUGAACUGAUACCUUUGAGUCAAUCAGAGCCAGUUAUUGAAGUGGAAAUAUUGUUUGGUGAGUUGAUUGAUUAUUGGUUGUGUUGCUGUGGGCGUUUCUCUGCUCUGACUCUUUAAGGGAAGCAGAUCUGAGCUCAGUUAGGAGUCGUAAUGCCAUUCCUGACUUCCUGGUGGCUGUACAUGUUUCCAUCAUUCAACCCUUUGUUGUUUUUAAUUAGAAAAGACACAUGGAUAUUUGUGAUUUAGUUCCUCCUCUAAUUUAUCUUGUCAGCAUGUAGCAUUUCUCUGUGAUCAGUUUGUCAACUCAGUCAUCUUCAUGUUUGUAUUACAAACAAAAUUAAGAAUGAAAAUUAAUUCCACUCAUGUCUUAUAUUUUACUCUGAGUGCAUUUUUAGACACAGGCAUGCUGAGCUACUUUUUCUUCACCAUCAUCCUGUCUCUGUAUGUUCUGAUUAUCAGCUCUAACGUCCUGCUGACCGUGGUGAUCUGUGUGAACCGGACCUUACAUGAACCCAUGUUCCUGUUCCUCUGCAGCCUGUUUGUGAACGAACUGUACGGCAGUUUGGGUUUGUUUCCCUUCCUGCUGGUUCAGAUCCUCUCUGAUGUUCAUAUAAUUUUUGCUCCUCUUUGUCUCCUGCAGAUUUUCAUUCUUUAUACUUACGGAAGUGUCGAGUUUACUAACUUAGCCGUCAUGUCUUAUGACAGAUACGUAGCGAUCUGCUGUCCUCUGCAGUAUAACUCCCUGAUGACUUCAAGGAGAAUAGCGAUUCUUAUAUCCAUCAUAUGGUUGCCUCCUCUUUUCUGUGUUGGUUUCACCGUAUUCCUGAGCUCCUCUCUGCAGUUCUGUGGGAACGUCAUCAAUAAGGUUUACUGUGACAAUCACUCCAUCAUCAAGCUGGCCUGUAACGACCCCACAGCCAAUAAUAUCUAUGAACUAAUCAUGGCUUUCUUCACAGUCUGUGUUCCUGUUUCUGUUAUCGUCUACACCUACAUGAGGAUCCUUCAGGUGUGUUUCUCUGGGUCCAAACAGACCCGGCAGAAAGCCGUCAGUACCUGCACCCCCCACCUUGCUUCUAUAAUCAACUUCUCCUUCGGUGUUUCCUUUGAAAUAUUGCAGAGCAGAUUUAACAUGAAUACUGCUCCUGGCUUGCUAAGAACAAUAUUUCCAUUGUAUUAUCUCACCUGCCAGCCGCUCUUUAACCCAGUUCUAUACGGCCUGAAUAUGUCCAAAAUACGCAGCAUGUGUAAAAAGCUGGUUCUGAGAAAGAUUUAGUUGUUUUUUUAGACUUUUUAGACCACUGGAUCUUAUCACAAGCUCAAACCACCUCCAGUUGUUGGUGUGCAGGAGGAGCAGCUCUAAUCCAUGUUUCCCUAAAUAUGUGGCAUAAUUUUAUUUUAAUGCUCUGCAGCUGAAUACAUAAAAGUCUAUAUUCUGACUGUUGAAGAUUUUGUUUUUGCAAGUAUUUCAAUGAAAUAUAAAUGUUACACAUAAUCUCCUGAAACUAUUUUUAUGCGUUUUGUCUCUCUUUUUUG
Molecule: messenger RNA, 2015 nt
Organism: Xiphophorus hellerii (green swordtail)
Lineage: Eukaryota; Metazoa; Chordata; Actinopteri; Cyprinodontiformes; Poeciliidae
Product: olfactory receptor 11A1-like
Exons: 1
Coding region: 799-1755 (318 amino acids)
Biological process (GO): G protein-coupled receptor signaling pathway; detection of chemical stimulus involved in sensory perception of smell
Cellular component (GO): membrane
Molecular function (GO): odorant binding; G protein-coupled receptor activity; olfactory receptor activity
Source: RefSeq, a predicted model, not a curated record